CUCAGGGAAACGGAAAAUCCGGCCUUCGCGGAUCAAUGUCAAAUGAGUCCCUUUGGUUACUCUCCCACGGAGUCUGGCUUUAAUCAAUUUACUUCAGUUUCUUCGGCAUCGACCCACUCGUCAAAACGAAUCCAAAACGUUGGCCAAUCGCGCGAUGUCCCUUUCGCAACUGAGUGCAAAAACCCCCAAAUGAAACCAUCUCCACCGUCAAAUUCUCAAAUUAUAUCCUUUCAGAACUCAGAUCUAUCCACAAACAUGUCUCAGCGAUAUCCGGGCACCUAUGAGUUGCAAGAUGGGGAAGGUAUGAAUAUGAAGAGAAGUGGUGGUGAUACAUAUAGUAGAACAACUUUGCAUGCACAAGAACACACUAUUGCAGAGAGGAAGCGCCGGGAGAAGCUGAGCCAGCGCUUCAUUGCUCUUUCAGCCAUCAUUCCUGGCCUUACAAAGCUGGACAAGGCUUCUGUCCUUGGAGACACGAUAAAGUACUUGAAACAACUCGAGGAACGUGUGAAGAUCCUCGAGGAAGAGGCAACCACGAGAACCGUGGAAUCGGCGAUCUUCAUGAACAAGCCAUCACUCCAACGUGGUGAUGGCAUUGUCUCUUUUUCAUCCGAAGAGGAGUCGUAUGACCCAGUUAUCGAUCAGCAACUACCUGAGGUCGAAGCACGGGUGUCGGGGAAGAACGUUUUGAUCAAAGUCCAGUGCGAGAAGCGUGAGGGUUGCAUCAAGGAAGUGAUGAAACAAAUGGAGGACAUGAACUUGACAACUCUAAAUAUCAGCGUCCUAGCAUUUGGGAGUUCACUCUUGGAUGUCACAAUUGUGGCCCAGAUAGAAAAUGAGAAUUGCCCGACAAUUGAGGAGAUUGUCGAAAAACUAUGCCAUGCUCUGACGACAUUCAUCGGAUCAUCGUCAAGACGGUCAGCUUGUUAGGCAAUAAAUUGGUUUUCUGCGAUGGUCUGUCUUAAAGAUGUUCAUGAUUACGUGUUAGUGCAAGAGUAGUGGGUAAUUGUACUAUUAUGUGCAUUGUAUUUUCUUUCUUACUGUGGUAAUUAUCUGUUAUUGCAAGAUUCAACCAAGUGUUAGUGCAAGAAUUGUGGGCAAUUGUCACUCUUGCCCUCAUGGCUUUUUUCCUCUAUUGGUCUUGCUUCUAUUGCCCUUGUCACCUUUUUUGAACUGCUUGCAGGUAGUACGAGGUUAUCUUAUUUA
Syzygium oleosum is the source of this 1206-nucleotide messenger RNA. RefSeq names its product transcription factor bHLH25-like. The coding region runs from base 43 to 930 and encodes 295 amino acids. The transcript has 4 exons. Gene Ontology annotation, molecular function: protein dimerization activity. The record is from RefSeq and is a predicted model, not a curated record. NCBI's taxonomy places the organism in Eukaryota, Viridiplantae, Streptophyta, Magnoliopsida, Myrtales, Myrtaceae.